Messenger RNA from Cutaneotrichosporon cavernicola, 2292 nucleotides. RefSeq lists its product as uncharacterized. Lineage: Eukaryota; Fungi; Basidiomycota; Tremellomycetes; Trichosporonales; Trichosporonaceae. The coding region runs from base 1 to 2292 and encodes 763 amino acids. The record is from RefSeq and is a predicted model, not a curated record. Gene Ontology annotation, cellular component: mitochondrial degradosome. Gene Ontology annotation, molecular function: RNA helicase activity; hydrolase activity, acting on acid anhydrides. The transcript is spliced from 2 exons. Gene Ontology annotation, biological process: RNA catabolic process; mitochondrial RNA 3'-end processing.
AUGCCUGCCAAGCUGAGGCCGGGAAGCCUUCCCGGUAUCAUCUCGAACCGACUUGAUGAGUGGGCUGCCUCGCAACGCGUCGAGGACCGCCUCGAGGUGCUCGGCUUCGACUCACGCGACGCUACGGGACUGCUGCACAAUUGGCGGGAAAAGGUCCAGGAAGACCUUGCAGGCAUGGACAAGGACGAUGACGGUUUCCUCGAUCGCAUGAAGUCGAUGGGAUGGGAUGCGCAGACGCUCACCCUCGCGUACGAGUCGGGGAUGUGGAGCUCGGUGUUCGAGGCCGCGUUCCUCCGCCACUUCCUGUCGUAUGCGGCAGUUGAGGGCCCGGAACACAUGCGGCUGCACAUCAACGCGCUCCUCCAGGCCACGGACAUUUCUGACCAUGCUGAGCGGCAACUCGACGCGCGCAUGGUCAACCGCUCGUUCCACCUGCACAUGGGUCCAACCAACUCUGGCAAGACGUACUCCGCGCUCAAGGCGCUGGCCAAGUCCCCAACUGGGGUUUACGCCGGUCCGUUGCGUCUCCUGGCUCACGAGGUUUGGGAGAGACUAAACCUCGGCUCGGUCGGCGGCUUGGACGGCAAGCCUCGCCCUUGUUCGUUGGUCACUGGCGAGGAAAAGCGUAUCGUACAAAACGGCCAAGACAUGAUCAGCUGCACUGUCGAGAUGCUGCCGCUGAUGGGCCACCCGUCGGGCAAUCCGUGGGAUGUGGUGGUCAUCGACGAGAUCCAGAUGAUGGGCGACGCGCAGCGCGGCGGCGCAUGGACUUCUGCUGUUAUGGGUGUCAAUGCCAAAGAGAUUCACCUGUGCGGCGACGAGACGACCGCCGACCUCCUCAAGUCGAUGAUCGGCCGGUUCAAGGGCGACACGCUCACCGUCCACCGCUACGAGCGUCUGACGCCGCUCUCCGUUGCGGACGAAAGUCUCCAGGGAGACUGGGAGAACGUCCAGCCCGGCGAUUGUGUAGUCACGUUUUCACGUACAAACGUUUUUGCGGCCAAGAAGGCGAUCGAGAGCACUUUGGGCAAAAAGUGUGCCGUCGUCUAUGGCGCACUCCCUCCCGAGACGCGUGCGGAGCAGGCCCGUGAAUUCAACGAGGACUCCGGCCGCGCAGAGAUCAUGGUGGCCAGCGACGCCGUUGGGAUGGGUCUGAACCUCAAAAUUGGCCGUAUCGUCUUCGAGUCCCUGACCAAGUUUGACGGGAAACGCGACGUCCCGCUGUCCCUCUCGCAAGUCAAGCAGAUUGCUGGUCGUGCUGGCCGCUUCGGACUGCAGCAUAAGGGCGAGUCUGAGGACGAGUCGUCGCCCGACGAGGUCCCUCAUUCCGGCGGUAUCGUCACUACGCUGCAUGAGGCCGACCUGCCUCUCCUGCGUGCGAUGAUGCCACUUUCGCUCCCGUCCGUCACGAGAGCGGUCCUCGAGCCAACAUCCAAGGCUCUGGGUAAGCUCGCCCCCCUCCUUCCGCCCUCCACGUCCUACAACGACUUGAUGGGACACUUUGAAGCGCUGGCCAAGCUCCCACCCCUGACGGUUCUCGCGAGCAUCUCGCAUCGCGAGCCGAUCUUCCAAGUCGUUGGCAAAUAUCGCGACGUGCUCACGCUGGGCGAGUGCAUUCAAUUCGGCAUGGUGCCAGUCAACCGGCGUGAUCCAAAAGUCAUGUCAAUCUUUGAACGUGUCCUCAAAUCCUACUCGGAGGAGAUGAACGUCAGCCUCGAACCGACUCUGGCCCCCACAAUGCUCAUCAAGACCCUCAAGACGGUCGAGGAGACGCUUGCCGCCCUCCCGCCCCUCCCACCCACCCUCGGCGUGUACAGGCCCUACCUCGUUCCGCCAAUCACAAUCGCCGCCAUCCCCCUGCUGGAGAGCCUGCACAAAGCAUUGGUGUUGUACAUCUGGCUCUCUUUCCGCUUCCAGCUCGCCUUUCCCGAUCGAGAGCUGGCGGCCGCAUACAAGGAACGCACGGAAAACGCCCUCGAGAUCUGCCUGGAACGCAUGCCGGGUGUACGCCAAAAGAAGCGCGAGGAACGUACUGGCGAAAUGGAUGGUGAACAUGCCCUCUAUCGACGAAAGUAUGUCGACAAGCACGGGCUGGUCAAGCCUGAGAUUAAGUGGGUUGCGGCGGAGCUGGCAGCCCGAAACAAAAGGCGCGACCGAUGGGGCUCGGUCGAGCAUCAACACAUGAACGCAACAGACUACUGGAAGCAGAAGGAGGUUGAGCAGCAGCAGUCUCUGGAGACGCAGGACGAUUCCAACUUUGGUCUGGCUAAACCAUCCGAACCUGGAGCAUAG